Messenger RNA from Grosmannia clavigera kw1407, 3780 nucleotides. RefSeq lists its product as uncharacterized. The record is from RefSeq and is a predicted model, not a curated record. The transcript has 3 exons. Bases 1 to 3780 code for a protein of 1259 amino acids. Lineage: Eukaryota; Fungi; Ascomycota; Sordariomycetes; Ophiostomatales; Ophiostomataceae.
AUGAUGGCUGCUGAGAUCCGUGACAGCACCAUCGUUGAAGCUGCCGCUAUAUCUGACUCCAAUGCUACCGCGAAGAUCAACGACCAGCCCAACGAUGUCGACUCCAGUACGCCUUCUCUAAAGGGCCCGGACUCUUCUACUUCCCCCGACGAGCUCGCAAACAAGCACAUCGCCGAUAUCGUGGACGAUCUGGUAAACUCGGCGGAACCUAGCAUCAGCGGGGGGUCAGAUACCGAAACCUCCCGGUUAGACGCGCUGAGGGGCAAGAAUGGAGAUAACGGGCACGCUCGGGCAUCGUCGGCCGCUCGGAAGCCAGCCGUUUUCAAGGCCGUAUCUGUUAACAAGACCUUCCUUGCAGCCAAGGCCACGGUGCCCGGGGCGGCGAAACCGGGUGAGAAGGCCUCGCCGACCCUGGGCGUGGCCACGCUCAGCUCUAGCACUUCAGCUUCUGCUCGCCCGCGGCUGAUCGCCAAGACUGGUGGGGGCUUGGUUGCGAAGGGAUCCGGCGGCACGAACGGGCGCCCUGCGGCGGCACCGGAUGCAAAUGCUGUGUGGAACAAGAAUAGGCCGGUGCCGGUGCCUGAGCCGGCGAAGCUUACCGACGAGGAACUUAAGAAGUACGGCAUCCAUGUAGCCUCACGGCUGCAGCAGGAUGACGCGAAAGGUGAAGCAAACUGGGCAGAUAUUGAUGACGACGACGACGACUGGGCUCCGGAGGAAAUACGCUGGACUGACGGCACCAAGUCGACGAUCCCGCACCACGACGAGCACAGUCUGGCCUCACCACAGCCGGCCAUGUCUGAGCUUGCGGUGCGACCGAGCUCUUCGCAACUGCAUCCUCAGCCGACUCCCGUUGCUCUGCUGGUCAAGGAGGCCGCACCGGUCGAAAAGCCGAAAUCGCCCGCGCCGGUGUCGGACACCCCUUUCACGAAGCCAUCCGGACUCCCGUCUGGCAAGGGCCUCAUCCUGAAGGGUGCCCAGGAGAGGCCGACACUGGUGGCAAAGCCGCCUGCUCCCCCGACACCGGUAAAGUCACCCUGGGCAGCUCUUCCUCCCAUCGAUAAGGCGCCACCGGUUGUGAUGGAGCUGCCACACGGCGCAAAUGUGGCACGGAUGCAGCACCACCAGCCGUACCAGCCACAUCAGCAGAGAGAGAACUACGGUCCGCCUCCGAGCACGACGACACCACCGCCAUUCAAGGAGAUCGCAGCAGACGACUUCAGUCGCGGCGGCUUUAGAGAUGGCCAUCCCCACGGGAAUCGGGAGCUGUUCAACUCGCAGUCCGGACGGCUCGAGCCGGUCCAAGACCGGCGAGGCGGUGUGCGUGGUGACGUGCACUACAGACAGACGCCGGGGACGAUGCUGCUCCAACGGCCUUCGCAGAUGUCGGAUCAGCCGGAACCGUCGGCAGCGUUCCAGACCCAUAGAGGCAGUAUGCAGGAUGCCGGACCGUACGGCAGACGUCGCGGCUCCUCGAACGUGAGCGGUGGGAGCGGGUUCUUGCAGCGACUCAGCCGGACAGGCGACCAAGGCCCGGAUCUCCUCAGUGCGAGACAGCCGUCGGUUACGGGCGAGAGCGACAGUCCGGCAUCGCCGAGGAACUUUUCUCCGUCAGGGUCUCGUUCGUGGCAGUCUCGUCCGUCACCCCGCUUGGCGUUUGCGGCACCAUACAGCAAUGCGCCGGCGGAAUCUCUGCCAUCAGCGCAGCCAACGGUACAGGGGCCGCCUCCUCUGGUCGUUACUGGGAGUCUUGACGACGAGAUCGAGAUGCAGAAGAAGAUUAUGCGUGAGCGGAGGGAGCUGGCCAUGAAGAGACGUUUGGAGGAGGAGGAACGAGAAGAGGCAGCUCGGAGAGAGCGAAUCCGAUUGAAGCUGGAAGCGCUGGGCCCGGCGCCGGAGAGGAAGAGCGCAAAGAAGGAGGCAGCGAAGGAGGACACGACAUCGUCUGUGGUCACGCCUGCGAGUGGUGCGCCUCCAGAGCCUAAGCACAAUGCCAGCCGCGAUGCAGCCGGCGACAACGCGCAGUCAUCGCAUGCGACGAACGACAGCAAUGCGGCAUCACCCGGGACGAAACGGCAACAGCAGUCGUGGCAGAGUCCAGCAGCACCCCCAUCUGACCGGCUUUCGUCAUGGGGCAGUGGAGGCCAGGCGCCGUCUCGGAAUCUCUGGGCUGCACCAAGCAGCAACCGAAGCCUCGGCAACGGGACAUCGUUUGUCACGGAGCCAUACGCACCGGCGGUCUCUCAAAUUACCAGCAAGCAAGGUCCUGGUCCCAUCGGACCGCCUGCUUCACAGAAGAAUGCAGGGCCACCAGCGAUUACUCCCAUCGGCCCCCCAAAGACGGCAACGGCGACAGGAGCAGCAGCUGCUGCACCAACAGUGGCGCAGCCGGCUGGGCCCCCAAGCUCUGCCAGCUCGGCUCGGAGUGCGUGGACCAGCGCGGUCAAGGCGGGCGACGAGGAUCUGCUGACGCAGCAGAAGACGCGACGGGCAGAGCAGCAGCGGGAGGCAGAAGCUCGGGGCAUGUCGCUUAACGAUCUCCGGCCUUCGAUCAAAGACACGUGGUUGCCGACACGACUGAACGAGGACGGCGACCGGAUCGAGGACAAGAACAAGCGGUCGGUUGUGCACCGAGCGGGCAAUACAGCAGCUCCGCCUGUCGGUUCGUCGGCGGCUCUUCCUCCACAGCAGCCGCGGCCGUCGAGAUUCUUUCCGCCACGGGAUGCUCGUUCGGACGAUGUGUCGACCGGGUCUGGAGCCACGGCCAUGGGGGCUGGAGGAGGCCGACACGGUCGUCCGGGCUCGCCGUCGCCACCACCGCCCGACAUGGCCGGUCAUCCGGUCUACGACGGCGAUGCCGCCCAUCCGCUUGUGUCUCUUCCGCGGCCAUCGAUUGUGGUGCGCCUGCCUCCGGAGGACAAGGCUGCCGGAGCCGAGACGGCACAGCCGGCGACGACACGGAAUGGCCAGCAUGUGCAGCACGGCUCCCACGCCGGACCUUCACAGUCUUCCCAGUGGAAGCAACACUCGCCAGUGGCCAAAGACGACAGCUCGUGGCAGGCGCGGUUCGACAACCUGUUCGACCGCAAGGCCACAUCUCCGUCGAAGCCGUCGAUGGGCAGAAACACAGGAGCAGACAGUAUACCCCGAGGGCCGGCAGCCGAGACGAUCGCAGCAUCGCAGCGUCGCCCUGCUGCUGCCUUGCCAAAAACACCUCUGGGCGGCUCGGAUGCGAAGCCGGUGCCGGAGGAACCGAUCAACUCGCGGUCCAUGGCCGAGGAGUGUUUUGAGAGACAGGAGAUGGGCUCGCUGCCACUGGUCCAUCUGCCUCACAAGGCUCCCGAGCUGGCCUGGACGCCAGCAGCAGCGCCCAAGCCGCUGCCCCGACGCUUUCUGCUGUCGGCCACCACGCGCGUCGACCAUGACACCUUUCUCAAGGACUCGUUUGGCGCGCCGUAUGCCGUCAGCAUCCGGAUGCCGGGCGUGUCGGGCAGCGCCAAGGAAGUGCGUCUGCCGAUGCCGAGGACGCCGAGCAACUCCCGCCGGUCGAACCACGGCCGUAGCGGACGGUCAUCGCGAGGCACCAACCGAGGAGGCCGGGACGCCGCUCCGACGCAUCCCGGCUCCCACAACAACGACCAGAGCCAGCCGGCCAACGCAAACACGAACGUGAAUGCGAACGCGAACCACGGGCCGCCUGUAGGCCGGUCUCGUGGCGGCGGCCUGCGCCAUCGUUCCGAUAACUGGACCAGAAACUCGUCUGCUCCAGUCCAGACUUGA